Messenger RNA from Menidia menidia (Atlantic silverside), 531 nucleotides. The record is from the annotation of a GenBank genome assembly. NCBI's taxonomy places the organism in Eukaryota, Metazoa, Chordata, Actinopteri, Atheriniformes, Atherinopsidae.
AUGAACGGCUACAACCUCACCGGCCUGACCACCACUCAUGAGGCCAACGCCUACCCGUUCCCGGGCUCCAUCGACGACGACCCCCUGUACAAGCAGUACAAGCCCGCCGUCAAGGAGCUCAUCCCCCUGCCCAAGGGAGUGCUCUACCUGAUCAUGGCCGCCCUGGUGGUCGUCGGAGUUGCCUACGCUAUUGUCGGACAUCUCAUCAAGGACCUGGCCAUUGACAUAGCAGAAUGCGUUCUGGGCCCGACCGGCGAUGAGGAAAAGAGCCCGGACACCGACCCGCAGCGCAUGACUUUCAGCCACCCCCCCUCGGCGCACCCCUUCGGCCACAACGCCUUCCACGUGUGGGACCAGGACGACGUGAUCAUCCCCCUGUCCCGGGACCAGAGCCCCCAGGGCAGCCCGCUGCUGCUGGCCGCCAUCCCCUACAUCCCCUCCUUCUUCCCGCACGCGCACGGCCCCAUGGAGCACGCCCCCCAAGAACUGCCGGGGAGCCCCAAGGAGAUCUGCAUCCCCAGGGACAUCUGA